Messenger RNA from Pseudomassariella vexata, 987 nucleotides. Its product is annotated as HIT domain-containing protein. Gene Ontology annotation, molecular function: DNA 5'-adenosine monophosphate hydrolase activity; single-stranded DNA binding; single-strand break-containing DNA binding. Lineage: Eukaryota; Fungi; Ascomycota; Sordariomycetes; Amphisphaeriales; Pseudomassariaceae. Gene Ontology annotation, biological process: single strand break repair; double-strand break repair. The transcript is spliced from 2 exons. The record is from RefSeq and is a predicted model, not a curated record. Gene Ontology annotation, cellular component: nucleus. Bases 30 to 884 code for a protein of 284 amino acids.
CAUCCAACAUCAACUCUCUCACUUUCAUAAUGUCUACGACAGAUUUGGAUCCGGAAGAUGCGAUCACGAAGGAGGAGAUAUCUGGGACCGCUCCUGCGCCGUCAGAAAACGCUGGAGUCGGCAAUAGCAAACCGCAGCGCAAUGCCUUCACAGAGCUGAUGGCCCCAAAGCCUAAAGCGGCUGCGCCGCCAAAGCAAGACUCUUCGAAACCGAGAUCGUUUAGGGAUCGAGAUGGUCUAGGUGCCUAUACCGCCAACCCGACAAAUUACCCAUCAAACCGGGUCAUUUACCACAACGAUGAUUUCGUCGCCAUAAAUGAUCUGUAUCCCAAAUCCACCGUACACACUCUGCUACUCCCGCGAUCAGAUCGUAGUCGUCUGCACCCGGUCGAAGCCCUUGAAGACCCUCAAUUCCUCGCCUCAGUCCAAGCCGAAACUCUCAAGUUGAAGAAGUUAGUGGCAAAAGAGCUGCAACGACGUUAUGGCAAGUUCAGUGAGGCAGAUAAGCAGCGGGAAGCCGUUCUGAACGGCGAGGCAGAAUGGGAUAGUCCCGAGCUCCCCAAUGGACGUGACUGGGAGGCCGAGGUCCUGGUGGGUAUUCAUGCGCAUCCUUCCAUGAACGACUUGCAUGUCCAUGUGCUGUCGAGAGACAUGAUUUCGGAGUGCAUGAGACACAGGAAGCACUUCAACUCAUUCAAUUCACCCUUCCUAGUCGAUGUUGCGGACUUCCCCCUGGCUAAGCAUGAUCCGAGAAGACAUCCUGGCCGCGAGGGUUACUUGGAUAGGGACUUGUUAUGCUGGCGCUGUGGAGAGAACUUUGGGAACAGGUUCAAGAGGCUCAAAGAGCACCUGGAUAUAGAGUUUGAGGCUUGGAAGAAGCAGUAGAUCGGUGCACACCGCAGGUGCAGAUGUAAGCGAUAUAAUCAUAGACGUGUAUACUAGUGUGACCCCUUGCGGCACAGAGUUUCAAGAUGGUACAGACCUCGGG